Molecule: messenger RNA, 1803 nt
Organism: Apiotrichum porosum
Lineage: Eukaryota; Fungi; Basidiomycota; Tremellomycetes; Trichosporonales; Trichosporonaceae
Exons: 4
Coding region: 1-1803 (600 amino acids)
Biological process (GO): DNA-templated transcription; regulation of DNA-templated transcription
Cellular component (GO): nucleus
Molecular function (GO): zinc ion binding; DNA-binding transcription factor activity, RNA polymerase II-specific; transcription cis-regulatory region binding
Source: RefSeq, a predicted model, not a curated record
AUGCCCUCAGCAAAGACAGCUUGUGUCGAAUGUAGAAAGGUGAAGAUCAAAUGUUCUCGUGUCAACGAUAACACCGACUGUGUUCGCUGCGCAGAGUACCAGCUCGGCUGCCGUAUCGUACCCCGCCAGCUCGGACGGCAGCGGGGAUCGAAGAACCGCCCGAAGGCGACGCAGGUUGAUGCCCGGGCGAGGUAUCAUUCACAGUCACAGUUCCGGAACUCCUUCUCACCGACCACUCAUCAUGGCCAAAAUGUCGCUCUCGCGCAGCCUGAACACGAGGCUCCAGAUGGAGCAAUCGGUGACUCGUCAGCCUCGUUCAACAUGUUAGGUGUACUUGCUCGAGUGGCCAAUGAUCAUGCACAACCUCAAGACCCAUCGCCACCUGGGGCAUUGGAAGAGGAGCCGUUUGACCGAGCGCAAUUCCUCGCCGAGUUUUGGCAGGAUGCCAAAACUCUCGAUCCUGACCCAUUCGGUGGGGUGGCUGUCUUGGAGCAAGGUAUUGAAGAGCUGCAUGGUCCUGUAUACAGGCCUUCACAUGGUGGUCCACCGCAGGACGAGGUCGUGCACGCACGUUUCGACCAACCGCGACUCGAUGUAGGGCCAGAGUACGACCUUGUGGCAAACGGCGUAGUGGGCGAGGGUGAGCUCCACAGCCUCCUCGAAGUCUACUGGGAGCGCAUCCAGCCUGUUGGUCGUCAUCUCGAUCCCACAAUCCACACAGUCGCCUUUCUGCGAGCUCAGUCUGCCACCCUUACCACAGUAGUGCUCCUUAUCGCAGCACAAUCCCUCCCCGUCUCCGACUUUGCCAACGGCUUGGUCCAGCGAAUCGAGGCGCACCUCGAACUCCUUUUAACACACACCGAUACCCAAGGGUUCCAGUCGGUGGAAAUCGCUCAAGCACUGUCACUGUUGUGUCUGUUCGUUGGCGGCAACUACCUCAAUAGGACUUGGGGGCUCACGGCCAAGGCAGUGGCGAUGGCUGUGGAGCUCCGACUGGACAUUUCGCCACCGCCAAACUGGACGCUCUCCCCUUCACCACACCACAAUGCCAGCCCUAUUGCAUUGUCCCGCAACGUUCAACGCCUGUGGAUGGUCCUGGUAGACUGGGACCGCGCGUGCGCGCUUAUCCGCGGGCGUACGCCCAUGAUCAAAGAUCCUCCAAAUGUAAACCAGCCACAGCUGCUCCAGUGGUGCAGGGAGCGCGAGGCUCUGAGAAGCGACGGCGUGACGGCCGGAUAUCCAUGCAUGCUCGAGGUCGCACUCCGUCUGCAGUCCAACACUGCCCGGCAGCUGGUGCGCCAGUCGACAAGCUUCGACUUUGCCGCACACUGCGCGGUGGUCAACCGCGACCUCACUGCAUGGCGCGACACCUGGUUCCCUCACUUCUCUCAAGAAGACCAGCAUCGCAUUGGGUUCGACAUGGAGGGCAUGCGUCUCAUAUUGCUCAUGAUGCCGUCACUGGGGCGGCGAUUGUUGGACGUGCGACUCCAUGCCAACUUUGCGAGCAACACUGUUGUCCUUGGGGGCCGCCUGUUGCAGGCCGCACAGCAACUGGCAGCGGUACGCCUUCCUGAUGGAGGUGACAGUGUUGGCAUCAGAGCGGCAGGUGACCGGAACACAACCCCCGGCAACACUGACUGGCUCCUCGACCUCGUAUGUGACGGACAACAGCUGGACGCCAACACGUUUGGAGGCGACUUUACGGAGUGGUCGCUUUUCUCUGGCAUGAGCACGGGGUUGUUUGGCAUGUUUGACCAGAGCAGUGUAGAUAGCAUGUCGUUUGUGCCCAAUCUGGGCGAAUAG